This is a messenger RNA of Pelodiscus sinensis (Chinese soft-shelled turtle), 6379 nucleotides long. The record is from RefSeq and is a predicted model, not a curated record. Lineage: Eukaryota; Metazoa; Chordata; Testudines; Trionychidae.
AACACUUAAAAAACUUCUGGAAGUUAAAAAUAUUAGUGUUCCUUCAGUAUCAUCUCUGAGGAUUCUGUCAUUUAAAAAGAGCUCAUCUUUACUACUGCUGAAUCACUUUAUUCUUGUGCACCUUGAUUUUCCUGAAGAAGAUACGGAAGUAGAGGCACCUGACUGCUUUGUCCUUGACUUGUCUCCACAAGCUUUGGAAAGAAUAACAGAUGUGAACUUUUGUAGAGGGGUUUUAUUUUUGUUGGAUAAUUCUGGCAGGAUAUACAUAUUUGAUACAAUAGAUGGCGAGCAUCUCGCAGAUGUUGACGUUGCACUCUUCCGAGCAUAUGUGCAGGAUGAGAACAAGACUUCAACCGGCAUGUCUCCCCUCACUUCGAUAAAGGUGUCACAUGAUCUCAAUGUUGCUGUGAUCGUUAAUUCCUCCAAUUGUGCCAUUUCUAUUGAUCUAAAUUUGUAUUUCAGAGAAUUCCCUGGGCAUUUAUUUUGUAAGAAAUAUUUUGAAAAUCUUCCUGUGACACGACUGGAAGGAGUUGAUGAGGAUGAUCUUGCUAGCUCUGACUGCAGCAUGAAAUUUCUGAGGUUUUCUUUCCAGACAGAUAGGUCAUGGAAAGCACACUUGUCCUCAUUAUCUAACACAUCAAAGACACCUGACUCUUCCAAUUUGAUAUCUAAUGUUUGCUUACCUUGGUACCACUAUCUUCCCCACCUUGAACAGUUUGAUUCUAAAAUCAGUGAGACGUCAGAGAAGAUCUUGUCCUCCAUUCCACAAGACAUUGUCUACAUCCUUUCCGAAUCAGCAAAGAAAGAUUAUGCAAAGAUCAGUGAUGCAGGAAGACAAUGGACAAAAAUCCAUCCAGGGGGAGUAGAAGACAUGAUGACACUUGAGUGUAAAUCUGUGACAGGAUUUAGUGCACUGUUUGCAUUGUCAGCGGGUGACAAAGGAUUGACUGUUGCUCUGUGGGACUUAGAGACGCAAGAUGUGACAUAUUAUUGUAUGGGCAAAAACUGUACUUAUGUGGAUUGCAGUGGAAAGGAGCAGCUGUGUGUCAUUUUGACAGAGCAUGGACUCUUCUUGAUUCUGUUUGGUUUAACUCAAGAGGAAUUCUUGAAUAGACUGAUAAUCCAUGGAAGUGCUGGCACUGUAGAUUCUCUUUGUCAUCUCAAUGGGUGGGGAAGAUGUUCGAUUCCUGUACAUGCACUAGAGGCUGGCUUGGAGAACCGUCAGCUAGACACAGUAGACUUCUUUUUAAAGAGCAAAGAGAAUAUUUUCAAUCUUACUUCAGCGUGUUCCUUACCUGAACAAUCUACCAAUAUGACAUCCCAAUUUUACUUGAGAAGUGUGGAAGAACUGAAGCCAGCUUUAGAUUUACUUUGCUCAGCAAUCAGAGAAAAUGAUUUGGAAGCUCAGAGUAAACACUUCUCUGAGCAGCUGCUAAACCUUACCUUGGCUUUUCUUAACAAACAAGUCAGAGAGAUUUUUGUCCACACAGAAGAACUUGAUGAGUGCUUGCAGAAGUGUGUGGAUAUUUUAACCGCCUACAUUAUUGAACUUAGAACAUUUAUGAUAAAGUUUCCUCGAAAGCAGAUAAAUCUCUUAAAUAUAAGAUGUGAUCUUGAUGAAGACAUUCCCAGAAUAGAAGAAAACCAAAUGUGGGAAAAACUCACAUCAGAGCAAAUUAUUUUUGAGGCCAUUUUAAACAACAGAAUACCAGAGGCUCAGACAUUCUUUCGAGUGAAUCACAAUCCUGCUCAGAGUCUUCAAAAGCUGAUUCAAAUAGGUUUGGAACUCGUUUAUGACAGUCUUCUAAAGGGCAAUGUCAAAGAGGCCUCAGAACUCAUAAGGAAUAUGGGUUUUGAUGUGAAAGAGCAGUUGCACAAGAUAUGUUUCUACACUAUUGAUAAAAACGUGAAAGUAUUGCAAGAAGAAAACUAUUUUUCUGAAAAAGAGAAGAUGGUGAUAGACUUUGUGCAUCAGGUUGAAAACUUUUAUUCAGGACCCUUCCAAACCAAAAAAGAAAUUCAACCUCUUUCCAGUUUCAGGAAUUGGAGAAAGGAACAAGAUCUGUCCAGUCACACAGCUGUUUUGGAUACAUUGUUGACUUGUGGCAAACAUGAAAUUCACAACAGGGAACACAGAGUUAUGUUAAACUGGGGUCAGUGGUGGGAUCGGCAUGUUCAAGAAAUGGUUCUUCUUCCCAAAAGAUCACAAGAAGAAUUGAAGUCCUGUAGUCCUGAGGUUCUUUGGAUGUAUCUGACAUCCCAGCACAAUUGGCUUAACAUCUGUUCGUGGAUUGAAGAAUCCCAACCACAUAAUCGUACCUUGUUUCAACAGACUAAUUGGCCUUCUCUGACACCAGAUAUUAUUGACAAAAAUACAUUAUGCAGCAGCUAUAUGAGAAAUGAAAUAUUAGACAAGCUGGCUAGAAAUGGAAUAUUUGUCCCAUCUGAACAAGAAGACUUUGAACUUCUCCUCCUAAGAUUGAUCCACAUUGGAGGUGUGAUGCAAAGUCCACAUCCUGUUCCAAAAUAUGACGCGAGUGGUUUGGAUUUCCAUACUCAUUUCAUCCUGUAUUGUUUAGAACGUAGUCUGCAGCAUUUGCUAUACACGUAUUUAGACUAUUACAGUUUAACGCCUUUGAAUUGUCCUAUUUUGGAUAAGAAGGAAUUGCAUGAGGCUCACCCCUGGUUUGAAUUUCUAGUGCAGUGUCGAGGGGUUGCCAGUAACCCAAGAGAUCCAAAGAUGAUUUUUCAGGCUAGUCUUGCAAAUGCUCAGAUCUUGAUUCCUAGUAAUCAAGCUAGUGUGAGCAGCAUGCUGUUGGAAGGACAUACACUGUUAGCACUGGCAACCACAAUGUAUGCACCUGGCGGUAUUGAUCAGGUUCUUCAUAAUGAAGAUGCUGAAAAGCCCCUGAAAAAGGUGGAUCCACAGUUGUUAAAAAUGGCAUUGACUCCUUACCCCAAACUCAAAGCGGCUCUCUUUCCGCAGAACACAUCUCAUGGAAUUUUGCCAUCUGAUAUCUCACUCUACCAUCUCAUGCAGUCUUUAGCGCCUUUUGAUCCCACUAAAUUAUUUGGCUGGCAGUCCUCAAAUACUCUUGCCAUAGCAGACAUCUCAAGUGAUCUCCCUCAUUUCUCGUCCCCUGAAUUGGUAAACAAGUAUGCCAUAAUGGAACGACUGGAUUUUUCCUACUACUUACACCAUGGACGCCCAUCAUUUGCUUUUGGUACCUUUUUGGUCCAGCAGUUAGUAAAGAGCAAGUCCCCAAAGCAGCUGAUUCAGCAAGCAGGGAAUGAAGCCUACGCUCUAGCUCUUUCUUUCUUCAAUGUAUCAUCAGUAGGAGCAGCAUGCAUUUGUUUUCUGGAGUUACUUGGUCUUGACAGCCUCAAGCUUCGGGUUGAUAUUAAAGUUGCAAAUUUAAUAUGGAACUUCAAGUCUAGAAAUGAAGAGUCUCAACACAAUUUAAUAAGAGAAUCCUUGGUUGAAAAGCUAACAAAAUUGGUGGAUGGUGAAAAAACAGCAGCAGCAGAAGUGCUUAUCUCCUUGGAAGAAGCUUUUUGGAAUAAAAUUGAACAUCAAGAAAUAAAAAAAACAUCUGGUGACGCUAGAAAACAGUGGUCUUUGGUGAUGCAGUUCUGUAAGCUCCAUGAUAUCAAACCAAGCACAUCUUACCUAAUGGAAUGUGCUAGAUCCAAUGAUUGGCUACAGUUUAUCGUCCAGACUCAGAUGUACAGCUACCAACUAGAUGAGGUUGUUUCCAUUGUUCAAGAUUUCACUCCCAUUUUGCAAGAUCAUUUGAUGCUGGCCUUUGAGAAUUCACAGCGUUCUUGUCCAGGUGCAGAGAGUUAUCACAACAAUACCAGGCCUUUCAAGACUGGGCACAGGCAGAGCAAACAUACAAGUGACCUCUUUCAAAUUCUGUUGUGUUGUCAAGAAAGUCCUAACCCUGGAAGCUACCUUUUAGCUGAAGGAGUGAGGCACCAUGCUCCCUUCUUGAGUGUGUUAGCAGCGUGUUUUCAGGAUGCUGACAUUAUUCACUGUCUCUGUGUUUGGAUAAUUACCUCUGUGGAUAAUGGUACUGCUGCAGAAGCAACAAGCCAUAUUGAAGGCUCAGUAGAAAAUCAUGAAUGGGAUCUUCAUGACCUUUCCACCAUCUGGAAGAUGUUUUUAAGAAGGCAGAAAAGUAAAACUCUCAUGAAUGGUUUCCAACUUUUUCUCAAGGAUUCCCCUUUAUUACAUAUGCUGGAGAUGUAUGAACUGUGCAUGAAUGACAAAAAAUACAGUGAAGCCAAAACAAAACUCUACAACUUCCAGACAAGUCUUGCAAAUCUUAAAACUGCAGAUAAACAAACAUCUUCAGUAAUAUCAGUACCAUGGCUGGAGUCGCAGGCAUUGUUUCUUCUUGAACUGAUGAUGCAGCAGUGUAGAACACAGCAUGAAUUAGGAAAACUCUUAGAGCUCUUUGCAGAUAUAGAUAAACUUUUACCAAAUGGCCCAGAUGUGAAGAAACUGUGUGCCCUCAGUCAGAUUUUGAAGGAUUCAUCUAUAUCAAUUAAUCGCUCCAUCCUGACCAGUAGUGACUCAGAAAAUUUUCAGAAUGAAUGCAGAUCAAUUCUAGAGCAGCUGCAAGAGCGAGGAUUAUUUUCACUGGCGAGGAAAGUUGCAGAAUUAGCUGAGCUGCCUGUGGCCGGUGUUGUUAUCCAAGAGGUACUUCAAGAUUUACAUCUUUUAAAGCACAUUGGACAGUGGCAUCAAGAACAAACUAGAAUUGACUUCUGGAAAAAAUGUCAUGAUAGUUUCAUGAGAAAUUGCAUCUCCAACAAAGCAGCAUCUGACUUUUUCUUAGCUCAGGCAAACAUCCUGUCUGAAUCUUCAGCUGAUGAGAAGGCAGAUAACAUUAUGGAGAAACACCUGCUGCUGUCCUUGGCUGGCCAUUGGCUAGAGCAGAGUGACCCUGCAACAAUGGACAAAUUAGAAGAAAUAGAGAAAAGGAUCUGGCGUUGUUGCAUAGCACAACAGACCUUAAAUAGGGAGGGUGGCUUGGUCAAGUCAGGAUUUUCUCAGCAGGUUUCAGUGAGUGGUAAACUUUCCUUUGAUAAAUUAGCAAAGGAGUUUUCCUUUUCAAAGCUAACUGCUCUGAAUACAUCAAAAUACUUACAACUAGAUGGUCUGGCAGUCCAAGAUGUGUCUGAGAACACACUGGAUAAAGCUGAGGAAGAAUCACUUAGCUUUCUGAUUGGACGUCUUCUGGAUGAAGGAAGCAUACAUGAAGCCAGCCGUGUUUGCCGGUAUUUUCACUUCUAUAGCAAAGAUGUUUCAUUAGUAUUGCACUGCAGAGCGCUGGCUUCUGGGGAAACUGAUCUAAACAACUUACACCCGGACAUUCAAGCUGUUCUUCUAGUGGGAGAUACAGCGGAUGAGAGAGACACACCUCAGCCCCGAAGAUUACAAAGUACCUCAAGCUUAGAAAAUUGGUCACUUGUCCUGGCUUCAUCUCCAGAUGAUCUGAUUAUUACCAGUCUGAGGACACUGAUAGAUGAGUGUGUUCAUGGGAGAAACUACUGCAGACAAGUGCUCUGUUUGUAUGAGCUUUCUAAGGAAUUGAAUUGCUCCUACAGUGAAAUAUCAGCCCGGGAUCCUGAAAAGGUGCUUCAGGCGAUCCUUUCAUCCCAGCAACCUGACAGAUGCAAGAAAGCACAGGCGUUCAUCAUGACUCAUGGUCUCCAGUCUGAAACUGUGGCCGAACUUGUGGCUGAAGAAAUUAUGAAGGAGUUACUGGUGUCAUCUGCAAGAAAAGGGCAAAAGCAGAUUGUGAACCCAGCAGAUGAGACUCAAGCAUUCCUAGAGUUGGCUAAAUUGUGCCAGGAUCAUACAUUGGUUGGGAUGAAGUUAUUGGAUAAAAUUUCAUCUGUACCCCGUGGGGAAUUAUCUUGCACUACAGAGCUGCUGAUUUUGGCCCAUAAAUGCUUUAGCCUGACAUGUCACAUGGAAGGAAUUAGUAGAGUCCUGCAAACUGCCCGACUGCUCACCGAGGAACACUUGGCACCCAGUGAGGAGUAUGGUCUUGUGGUCCGGCUUCUUACUGGUAUUGGACGAUAUAAUGAAAUGACGUAUGUAUUUGACCUGCUACACGAGAAACAUUACUUUGAAGUACUUAUGAGAAAAAAGUUAGACCCGAGUGGAACGCUGAAGACAGCUCUGCUAGAUUACAUAAAGCGCUGUCGGCCGGGGGACAGUGAGAAGCACAACAUGACUGCCCUGUGCUUUAGCAUGUGUCGAGAAAUUGGAGAGAAUCAUGAGGCUGCUGCCUGUAUACAGCUUAAGCUCAUUGAAUCUCAGCCGUGGGACGACUGUCUCAGAGACGUUUCCAAGGUAACUUGA